Molecule: messenger RNA, 2582 nt
Organism: Lineus longissimus
Lineage: Eukaryota; Metazoa; Nemertea; Pilidiophora; Heteronemertea; Lineidae
Product: atrial natriuretic peptide receptor 1-like
Exons: 17
Coding region: 251-2005 (584 amino acids)
Biological process (GO): receptor guanylyl cyclase signaling pathway; protein phosphorylation; cGMP biosynthetic process
Cellular component (GO): plasma membrane
Molecular function (GO): adenylate cyclase activity; guanylate cyclase activity; ATP binding
Source: RefSeq, a predicted model, not a curated record
UAUCAUCAAUGUGCAGAUGCAUUGAUCCGUGCGCUGUCACCUUGAUGGAAUUAUUGGAUCUCCGGUCAAGGUGAUUGGCCAUUAUUUCAGCACCAACGACACCCUGGUUCUGAAGUCCAUCACGUGGCCUGGAGAUGGUCCGCCAAUUGACCAUCCUCCCUGUGGGUAUAGCAACGAGUUUUGCGAACAAGAUGAAACAAAACGACUCAUUACGUUGUUGACGGCGAUAAUUGUGUCUUUGCUUGUUGUCAUGGUAACAGUUUUAGUAUCAGUUUAUCUAAUUUACAGGCGCCUGCAGUGGCAGAGGAUGGUCAACGCGAUGCGUUGGAAUGUUAACCCUGACGACAUCACAGAGGAUAGAAAGAAGUUCGGCUCGUCCAGAUCAAGAAAAUCUUUGGGAACAUCUAGAGUUACCCUGAAAAGUUCAACGUCAAGGUGUCAAGAAUACAUAGCAACUGGCUAUUUGAAUGGUGUGACGGUUGCUCUGAAGCAUAUCAAGCAUAUCGAUGAAGUCAAAAUGACAAACGCUCUUAAAGAAGAACUCACGCAGCUGCAUGACCUGCUCUCGACGAAUACGGUAAGAUUGGUUGGGGCGUGCGUGGAGCCGGGAAUUGUCAUCGCCAUAUCAGAGUACUGUUCGAAGGGAAGUCUCCAAGAUGUUUUGGAGAAUGAUGACGUGGACUUGGAUUGGGCGUUUAAACAAUCCGUUAUAUUCGAUAUAUUAAAGGGCUUGCAGUUUCUUCAUGAAUCGCCCUUCAAGUGUCACGGAAACCUGAAGAGUUCCAACUGUUUGGUAGACAACCGUUUCUGUGUCAAACUUGGAGACUUUGCUCCAGUAUCUUGGCAGAGACGUGAAGAUAGGUCCGCAAAUGAACUGCUUUGGACCGCCCCAGAAGUAUUACGCAAAGCGAACAAAGAAAACCAACAAAGCGACAUCUAUAGUCUCGGUAUCUUACUACAAGAGAUCGUCGAGAGAAAGGGACCAUUCUUUGUAGAGACUGAUGACAUCUUGCAAAAAACUUAUGGGAUUUCUAAGUACAAUGCAGAAGACAUCAUCCAGAAAGUAAUCGAAAUCACCUGUCCGCCUUUCCGUCCCACGCUAUCGGCAGAUGAGUGUAGUCAACAGAUGCGCAACCUCGUGUGCAGAUGUUGGGCGGAGUUUGCAGACGAGAGGCCAAAGCUGAAAGAGGUCAUCCAAGAAUUCAAUGCAAUGAACGGCGGAAGGGGUAAAGUAAACCUGAUGGACAAUCUGAUUUCACGGAUGGAGCAGUAUGCAAACAACCUGGAGAGUCUGGUGGAGGAGAGAACUGAAAAAUACCUCGAGGAGAAGAAGAGAGUUGAAGAGCUGCUGCAUCGUCUGCUUCCCGCAUCAAUCGUCACUCAGAUCCAAGAGAACGGCAACGUGGAGCCUGAGACGUACGAAUGCGUGACAAUCUACUUCAGUGAUAUAGUGGGCUUCACCAAGCUUUCAUCCAUGAGUACUCCAGUUCAGAUCAUUGACCUACUCAACGACCUCUACACAGUUUUCGACGAGAUCAUCUCACAUUUUGAUGUUUACAAGGUUGAAACCAUUGGUGAUGCAUACAUGGUAACCUCUGGUCUACCAAAAAGGAAUGGCGACCGUCACGUGAGCGAAAUUUCCAAGAUGUCGCUGAAGUUAUUGAGUUCUGUCAAGAAGUUCAAGAUCCGUCAUUGCUCAGAUUAUCCUCUGCAAAUUCGAAUUGGCUUGCAUUCUGGUCCGUGCGCUGCUGGUGUGGUUGGCCUGACGAUGCCGAGGUACUGUCUGUUUGGAGACACAGUUAAUACUGCUUCGAGAAUGGAAAGCAAUGGAGAACCGUUAAAGAUUCACAUCAGCUCUAGCACGAACGAUCUUCUUCAGCGCAUUGGUGGGUUCGUGACAACCUACAGGCAAGAAUUGGAAGUUAAGGGAAAAGGCACAAUGCGGACUUACUGGUUGGAGGAUGAAAUUGCAAAAGAAGAAACACUGCCUGGGACUGUGCCGUAGAAGCGUUUCUUUAUUUUAAUACCAUGAUGUGCCCCAAAGAAUCAAAUUCAUAUUAUUUCGCAAUCAUUAACCGUCCACUCCAUUAGGUCAUUGACCUGGCCCAUUCACAAAGGGUCAGCGUUUGCUAUAUGCCGUUCUGGUCCGCUCUUUCCAGAAGCAAAGCCUUGUGAUAGUUCAAGAAGGUAAAGACAAGUGGCCAAUAAUACAUUUCACUGAACGUACGCUGUCUGCGCAAGUUGGCUAUUUGAGUUAGAUUUACGGUACACUCCUGACGCAACCUUAUCUCUCCCUCCAAAGGAAGAGCAGAGACUGAUUUAUAGGAUGCCGAAUUACGGACAUUAUUACCGCCAGGCUUGCAUAUCGUUACUUUGAGUGAUGUUUUACCGUCUUUCAUAAAUUGCUUAUGACACACUAGAGGCAAAACGAGAUGGAUUUGAAGUUCGAUUCAAAAGCCUUUAACUCUUUAUUUCUUCUUGAACACUUCAACUUCGGGUACUAGUAGUAGAGAGUCGAUACAACGUAUUUGGAUGUAUUGUGUAUGGAUUCGAAAUGUUAUUAAACAUCUUUCCAAACGAAA